Messenger RNA from Xylona heveae TC161, 2799 nucleotides. RefSeq names its product alpha/beta-hydrolase. Gene Ontology annotation, molecular function: hydrolase activity. Bases 1 to 2799 code for a protein of 932 amino acids. The record is from RefSeq and is a predicted model, not a curated record. NCBI's taxonomy places the organism in Eukaryota, Fungi, Ascomycota, Xylonomycetes, Xylonales, Xylonaceae. The transcript has 5 exons.
AUGCCUUUUAAUACAUUGACCGUUGGAGCUGCAGUCACUCCUGCUGUCAUUGAAACCUAUUUCUCUCAUUACUUUAAUCGGAAGCCUCUCCGACGAAAGCCAACUGCGCAUAUUUCCUAUCAUGAAGGUCUAGCGUUAAUUCGAAAGUUCUUGGAAUAUGCAUCUCAUCAUACUGUGGAUGAGGUACAGCAAUUCACCUCCCAAAAGGUUCCUACCCCUGCAUGGGUGAAACUUCAGGAAGUUGUAAUUCCAGAGGAGAAGAUUUCAGAAGCCGCAAAUGUCUUGCAGGCACAGCUGGGACCUCAUGGUAUCGAAGAGAUAGGUGGUCAAUCAUGGUGGCAGUGGCGGCAAGAGCCAUGCCUGCUCAAAGCCGAAUGGAUUGAAAUGCGUACAGACUACCUGGAAAGGAAGAAGGCCGGGGACCAGGGCAAGAGGGUGAUGUUGUAUGUGCACGGAGGAGCAUAUUUCUUUGGAAGUGUCGACGAGCACAGAUACCAGAUGCAGCGUCAUGCACGGAAACUCAAAGCUCGAGUAUUUGCGCCACGCUAUCGCCUUGCUCCUCAAUUUCCUUUCCCUUGCGGCCUUCAUGACUGUCUUGCUGCCUAUCUGUACCUUUUGACUAUUCAGGAUCCCUCAACGAUUGUACUGGCAGGCGAUUCAGCUGGAGGUGGCAUGGUCGUGAGUGUGUUGGUCACUAUUCGAGACCGUGGCCUGCCAAUGCCGGCUGGCGCUAUUCUGAUCUCCCCGUGGGUUGACCUGACCCAUUCCUUCCCUAGUGUUGCUGGAGACAGCCAACUGGACUAUAUUCCUGCACACGGCUUCCUUCAGCGGCCAUCAGCUUCGUGGCCCCCUCCAAAUGCAGUAGACAUGGAAAGAAUCACCAAAGGCCAAAAGAUAUCCAGCAGUAGGAGGCGCUCAAUGCGAGCUAGUUUCUCGCGUCCUCAUCACAGCACAAAGGGCCCUCAGCUGGACCCGAAAAGAGCAGAAGACUCGGCAGUGCAGGGUUUCACUAUUCAACGAGGCCUUUCUGAAACCAAUGGGAAGACCGAUGCAACUGAACCGUGUGAAGCCCAACGCACUGACGCCGUUUCACCCGGAAAUACCAUACCGAGCCCUACUCGGAAUCUGUCCAUCACGCUUGACGGUAAACUUGUUGAGAUCAUUGACCAGAUACAACUGUACACUACGAACCACCUUCUCUCACAUCCACUCGUUUCUCCUGUUCUUCAACCAUCACUUGGCGGGCUUCCACCGCUCUUAGUUCUCACUGGUGGUGGCGAAUUGCUACGAGACGAGCAAGUAUACCUUGCCCAUAAGGCCGCCAACCCUACGAAGUAUCCUCCUUGCGAGGCCCAUCUUGAUAGAGAUCCAGGCUCGAGGGAAACUAUUUCCAGAUACAGUGCUACGCAUGUGCAACUCCAGGUCUGGGACGACCUAUGCCACGUCCCUCCAACGCUUAGUUUCACCGCCCCGGCAAAGCAUAUGUAUCGGUCCAUAGCACAAUUUGGUGCCUGGGUCUUGGCACGAGCGCAAAGUACAGAAAUAGAAAUACCCGACGAUGAUGAUGUUUCCGUAAUCUCUUCCGACACUGACACAGGCGCCGACACCCCCCUUCGACCGGAAGAGAAAAUGGGCGUGCCCAAAGAAGACAUCCCUACAGACCAAGUCGGCAGAGCAGGCGAUCCUCUUCCCCGUUUCAAGAACCAUAUGAUUCGGCAACGAGUUGAUCGCCACGGAAAAAUAUACCCACUUGCUCCAGUAUCUGCAAUAUCAGCGCUUCAAAUGCACCCCGACGAAAUUGGUGUGAUCAAGCCUGGUCCAGUACGCAAGUGGCUGGCUGCGAAACAGUUGUGGGAUAAAAAGUACGCGCGACAAAAGAGAGCAGUGCAGACACAAAUGGCAAGGGAGAUAGCAGAGGGAUAUGUUUCUUUUGAGGGAAAUGAAAUGCCCCCGCCAUCUGCACUUGCCGGUCGCCGCAGCAAAACGGCCGUGCCAAAGGAAAAGAAAAGAUCGAAGAGUUGGGGAAUCACUAUGUGGAGCGGAUGGGGAAGCAGCCAUGACGAAAAGACGCUUGAACGCGAAGCCAGAUUUGGACAAGAAGAGGGUUUCAAAGUACCACCGGAGCCGCCAACUGGAGUCCCUACCAAUGAACCUCUUGAUAAAAAUGCAACUACGACAUCUACCGCCGAACCUGAGCUCAACGCUUCAACUGCGCAGCAGCAUCGAAACACACUGCAGGCGCUCCAGACUGAAAAUUCGCCCACGCGCUCUCGCUCUCGUCGUCGUCGCACUGUCACAGACGCUGGACAAGCCAAUCCUCUUGACAGCGACAUUGAUGAAAACACACCCGCUGAAGCGCUCAUCCAGCGCCGGAAAGCGAAUGGCGAUACUGACGGUACAUAUCCUGGAGGUCAAAGGCCACCACAAAUCUCCCUUCCAGAUGGUGGCAUCUUCGGCGGAAGCGACGCUGUCGCGGCAGCAGCAAUGGAUCCUAAUUCCGCCAAUCUCCCGUAUUCAGAUCCAGAAAUAAAAUUCAAUCCCUCUCUCCGCCGCGCAUAUUCUGGCGGGAUUGCCUUCCCAUUCAAACUUAAGCCUCACAAAGAACAGCACGAUUCUGGCCUGGUAGCUAAUCUACAACCCGGCUCAAGACUUUCUCCGAGCAGAAGCGAAGAGGAUGUGGAAAAUGCAAGUACCACGACACUAAGUGGGGUAUCAGGCGUGAUUGAAGUAGACCAAGAGCAAGAUUCGGAGUCUGAGCCCGCACGCAAGAGCGGCGAGAAAAUGGAAGUGGCAAGCUAA